This is a messenger RNA of Ziziphus jujuba (common jujube), 1234 nucleotides long. RefSeq names its product pentatricopeptide repeat-containing protein At4g38150. Bases 131 to 1126 code for a protein of 331 amino acids. The transcript has a single exon. Gene Ontology annotation, molecular function: protein binding. The record is from RefSeq and is a predicted model, not a curated record. Lineage: Eukaryota; Viridiplantae; Streptophyta; Magnoliopsida; Rosales; Rhamnaceae.
GUAUAAAUUUUGAACACAAUUGCAUAGAAAGGUGGUCAGAACUUUCUGGAAGAAAUGGGAAGUAAGGAAGUUAAAGAAAGCGCAACCCAAACCAAGAGAAAAAGCAUAGAAUAAGAGUGGAGAGAGCAAAAUGGCAGGUACAUGGAAAUUGCGGUACCUUCUUCUUCCUUGUAACGCGCAUGCUUUUUCAUUGCUGUGUAAUCGUCUGCGACUUCCACCAUUGCUUCUAUCAUCACCCAUCACCUCCACCAGAGCAAUUUGUUUCGCUUCUUCUCCUUCUUCUUCUUCUUCUUCUUCUUUCAUUACCACAAACAGACCGCUUCUUCCAUUGACGUCCACUAUUAAGAAACCAACUUCUUCUCCUCCUCCUCCGCGACGUUUUCACUCCAGAUUGUUCAGCUCCUCUGAACCCACCAGGAUCAACACCAAGGUCAACUUUUCUCUGGGAGACUCCGAUGCGGAAGACGACGACGACGAAAACAAGAAGACCACUCCCAAUGAAAUUGAUAAAUCGAAGCUUCCACCCCCUUACGACCCCUUUAACAAGAAACCCGUCAUCGAAGAGCCGGAAGACCCCAAAGACUUGCAAGAAAUUUUCCACAAUAUGCGCAACGAUGGCCUCCUCAACAAUGCAGUCAAGAUGUUCGACGCUUUGUCUAAAGACGGCCUCACCCACGAGGCUUUGGAACUCUUUGCCCAGAUCAAAGACAAAGGUCACAUGCCUGACGUAGUGGCGCACACAGCCGUUGUCGAGGCCUAUGCCAAUGCCGGACAGAGCAAAGAGGCUCUCAAGGUGUUUAUGCGUAUGCUUGCCUCAGGGGUCACCCCCAACGCAUACACUUACACCGUUCUUAUCAAGGGGCUCGCCGCCGACCCCAAAUACCUUGGAGAUGCCAAGAAGUAUUUGCUGGAAAUGAUGGGCAAGGGCAUGCGUCCCAAUGCCGGUGCUUACACUGCCGUGUUCGAGGCCUUUGCCAAAGAGCAGAAAGUUGAAGAUGCUGAGAAGUUUUUGGAGGAGAUGAAAGCCAAGGGAUUCAAGCCCGAUGAGAAGGCUGUUAAGGAGGUCCUUAAUAAUAAGAGAGGACCCGUUUUUAGAACUGUCAUGAACAUUCUUUUUGGCAAGUAAACUGCCUUUUUUGUUUGGGUGCAAUGAAAUUGUGAUCUUUUUUUGAGAGUGAAGAUGGUGUUUGCUUUUGCAGAUUUUUGUUUUCAAGUUAUGAAAAUAGUUUAUAGA